Messenger RNA from Mycena indigotica, 2142 nucleotides. RefSeq lists its product as uncharacterized. Lineage: Eukaryota; Fungi; Basidiomycota; Agaricomycetes; Agaricales; Mycenaceae. The transcript has 3 exons. The record is from RefSeq and is a predicted model, not a curated record. The coding region runs from base 1 to 2142 and encodes 713 amino acids.
AUGGGCCUCACCGAGCGUGAGCCCAUUAUCUGCUAUAACACUCAAACCAGUCGAGAGGCUGCCGUGAUUGUGCGCGUUCAUGACAAAAAUGCAGACAACCCACAACAGUCAGAAGAGGCCAGCCACAUCGGAUGCAACGGCACCUUUCCGUGUCAAAAGUGUAAGUGGGGUGGCUCGAAGAUUAAUCAAGUCCAGCCUGCAGUAUAUCAUGCAUGCCAUGAACCAGGUCCCGUUCGGACAGCCGACGAGAUCCGGGCGGAGUUGAGCCAUCAGCCGUCCCUGGCAACGCGCGGGAGCUCUGCAGCAAUAGAGACCCGACAGAAAGAGACGGGAACCAAAGACAAACUUACUCAAUAUUGGAUUGCACGAACUCUCGACUGGGUAAUGCAACUCAAGGCGGAAAGUCCGGGGAGUUCUGUUGAUAAGAUCGCCAAAGCAGCCCAGCAUUGGCUGGAAGAGCAACUAGGCGACAAAAUCAAUCUGCUCUUGGAUAUCGUCGGCCUGGAUCCAGGUCGAGACGCACCAGUCGAAAUUCUGCAUACCAUCCUGCUCGGAGUCAUCAAAUAUAUCUGGCAUCAUUUGAACACGUACAAAUGGACAGACAACGAGCGACAUCUAUUAGCCAUUCGUCUUCAAUCAACAGAUAUCAGUGGUAUGAAUGUACCGCCAAUUCGUGGCGCUUACAUGAUGCAGUAUCGAAAUAACCUCAUCGGCAAACAUUACAAAACGAUAAUGCAGUCCCUGGUUUUCCAUGUCCACGGUAUAUGCAAUCCGGACCAGUUCAAACUUAUCAAGUUUGCAGCAGAUCUUGGAGCGCAACUGAAUAUCGCAAUUGCAAACCUUCUCGACGCGUGGGAUGCUGUGGAGCCUCUUCGCAUUCUGACGAAAAUCAAGCUCCAUCUUCUUCCCCAUCUUCCUGACGACAUUCGACGCUUUGGCCCCGCUGUUCGCUUCUCGACAGAAACACAGGAGUCUUACAAUGCUGUUUUUCGCAUGUGUUCAAUAAACGGCAAUAACCAGGCACCAAGCCGUGAUAUUGCAAUGAAGUUUGCUGCCAUGAACAAUAUCAAGCAUGCUGUUUGCGGUGGAUUCUGGCAGUCAAGCGCUGCCUACGAUUCAGAUCAACAACUGGCUAUCGAAGCGGUUCGUGGAUGGUCCGAACCCGGCAACACAGUGAAAAAACUUCUCUUCGAUGAUCCUGUUCUCCAGCGUCACCUUGGCUGGGUACCGCACUAUCCUCCGGUGCCAGGUUUCGUUCGUCUCCUGGGCUUAAAUGCAUUCCCACCAAUACCAUGGCAGCAAACUAUCACAUCACGGCACUGGACCCAAGAGCAUCCGAGUCAGCCAAUUCCGAACAGUGCGUGGCAGCAGGGCCUUUCGGGGGCACAACGGCACUGGGACGAGUUGUGGAAAUUAUUUCGGGAGGCAGUGGCCAAACAUGGAUAUGUCUUCAGCAGUUCGUGUGCACACAAACACGUCAUCCCGGAGCAAGGUCUUACCUCAUAUGUUGUCGUUCCAGGAACGGCAGUGGAAUUUGGCUGCUCAGUCCAGCACGACUGCCGGAGAGGCAACUGCAAGCCGGCAGCUAUGGCCAAGGAAUGUCAAGAGCGAGAAGACACUCUGCGAGACAUUAGCCUGAUCAAACAUGUCGACGAUGACAAUUUUGUGCUGAAUUUGGGUUCAGUACACAAUUUCGCAGAACUUACUCGGGUCCUUCCACGAAGCCUGUACAAUCUGAAGCCGCAGCACUCCGACCGCCUCCAGUUUCACACCGAGAUGGCUGCCAAGGCAGGGUCGGCCCGUUUGUCCACACGGGAAAAAACCGCAGAGAAACGGCGAGCGACAGCUGCUCGAAAGAAGCAGAAGGCGGAUGAGGCUGCAAAAAAGGCACAUGAGGCAGCUGUCAAAGCUCGACAAGCUGAGGAGGUGGUGCAGGGUGCUCAACUUGAAGACUUGGAUGAUGCACAACUCGUUGAUGUCGAGUCGGAUGGCAAGUCCGCGGGUGAAGAUGAUGCUGAGCCCAAGUCCGAGUCCGAGUCAGAAGAGGAUGAUGAUGAGUAUAUACCCAAGCAUGCUGGUCAGAAGCGGGGCAGGCCAGAAAAAAUUACACCAAGGCAACAGAAGAAGCGCCAGAAAAGAUAA